AUGAACAUGAAUCCCGCCUCUUCCUCAGACCCGCUUCAGAUAUCAAAGACAAGAGUUACCAAAGGUGAGGAACCUGCAGAACAGCAAGACUGUUUCACUUUCGAACCAACUCCAGAAAGGAGCCCUGUACCGAAUCAAGCGCCCGAGGCAAAUCCUAUCGCACCACAACGCCGAAAAGUGCCUACUCGGAAAUUGGGAAGACGCAGGAAUAAUUUGCCUCUGGUCAAACUGGACCGCAAGAAUCGCAGGCAUAAUUUGCCUCAGGACAAACUAAACCACAAGAACCGCAGGCAGAAUUCACCUCUGGACAGACUGGACCGCAAGAACCACAGGCAUAAUGUACUCUUGGACAAACUAGACCGCAAGAAAACAAGGCGUCAGAAAAUAGAAUGGAAGAAAACACUCCUGCUACAACAGUUUUCGAACGAAUUACGCAUUGCGAAGUCGGACCUGGAAACAUGCCAAAAGCAGGAGCAAGCACUGCGUCAGAGCGAAGCCCAUGCCUAUGCCCAGGCACGCGAAUUCGAAAACGCGCUUAAAACUGAGAAAAGCAUGCACACUCAAGCCGAGUCCCAGCUCUCUGCUGCACGGCAAGAAGCAUCAACACUUCGUCAGGCAGCAGUUAACGCCCAUGCUCAAGCAGUCCAGCUCGAAAAAGCGCUCGAUGAUGAGAGACACUUUCACGCUGAAACCGAGUCCAAGCUCUCUGCUACACAGCAAGAUGCAGAAGCAUUUUGUCAAUCAGCAGCCAACGCCCAUGCUCAAGCAGGCCAGUUCGAAAAAGUGCUUAAUGAUGAGAGACACUUUCACACCAAAACCAAGUCCGAGCUCUCUGGUGCACGACAAGAAGUAACAGCACUUCGCCAAGACCAAGUGAAAGCCCGUCAUGACCGAAACAUGAUGAGAAAGGAGAUGAAAGAGAAACAAGUCAUUCUUAACGAGGCAUUGGAGGAACGCGACAAGGCAAAGGAAAUGGCCGCCUCGACUCGUCAAGGGCAACUGAAAGCUAUUUCUGAGCUGAACAAAGCUAUGCGAUUGAACCAAGGGUCUGACCAGUCUACCGACUCACAAUUGGUCCAGAAGAUGGUUGGGCUCCGUAAUAACAUUCGUGAUUGGUCGUUAACCUAUUUUAUCACGGAAUCCGAAAACCUCCCAAGGCCUUCCAAUCAAGACAUGAAAAACCUGGACGAAAUUGGACUUGAAUCCGUUAUGCGCAAAGAUUUCCUUGAGAGAUCCCUGCAAGACUCAACAAUACGCCCAACAGUUGCUCGUUCGGUUCUCUGGGGGUUCCUUCAAAGAGACGUUUUCCGACAGUAUCUAUGGGUGAUGAAACCAUAUAGCAGGUGGGUGAGAGACACUCACCAAUACCUCUCAUCUAAGAUGAUGACAAAGUAUUCCCAAGAUUCUGAUGAGAAAUCUCAAAAGUUCAACAUUUGGCGGGCAAAUGGAAGUGCCAUGUUCUCUCAGGCACCAAGGCCAGGCCAGAAACGCGUGUUGAGAAAUCGCAUAAUCACCCAAUUGGUAACAACAACCAUACUCUUGUUGAAACCCCUUCUCGCAAGUCAAGAUCAGAAGGAUGCCGAGGACGAGUUAUACCAAAUCAUGGAUCAAGCCUUGGCCUUGGAUGAGGAGCUGUGCCGGCAGGUUGCAAAUCUCUCGGUCCGGUACCUAGAAAACUCUUUAGGCUUGGUGGGAGCUCACUUUAAUCCGCAAACGAUGACUACGGAGAUUGGUAGCAAGGAUGCUACAGCAGAAGAUGUUGUCUCAGUGGUUCUUGCCCCUGCCUUGGUCAAGCGAGGCAACUCAGCCGGCAACGAUUUUGACAAGCAGAUCAUACUGGUGCCGAUGGAGGUUACUUGCCAGCCUGCCGAGCCCAAGCCAGCUCCGCGCGCAAGUCCAAUCCUAGUCCAAACUUCAACUCCAAGCCCAGGGGCUUAG
Messenger RNA from Clonostachys rhizophaga, 1938 nucleotides. Lineage: Eukaryota; Fungi; Ascomycota; Sordariomycetes; Hypocreales; Bionectriaceae. The record is from the annotation of a GenBank genome assembly.